GUGUGGUGGUGUGUGUGUAUGUGUGUGUAUGAAUAAAACAUGAUUAGAGAAAAAAAAAACAGAGUGGUGACGGUGGGAAACGUGACAGACAGACUUACGUCAUCAAUCAGACGGUGAAGCGUUUAGAGAUGAGCUGCACCGAUUUACCCUGCAGAGAAAACACAGCCUCCAUCAUGUCUUUAUGCCCCGGUGCAAUGAUCAAAUGAGGAUGAUGAGGACAUCUUCCUCUUCUUUAUCUCUGUGAGAUUACAGACAGAGACAGAAGUCUGCAGGAAGAAAUAAUCAUCAAGAAUGAUAAGGUUUUGUUUCCAUUAACCACUUCCUGCUUGCCUCGUCAGCGUGUUUGGAGGCAUUGCUUGGUAACGGCGUACCUGCAGAGAGAGGAAAGUGUAGUUUACCUGUAAUCUGAGACACAGAGGACAGCUGUGUGAGCGGGGAGGACUCAUCUGUGGCUUUAGUGCAGCUAUUUACUGAACACAAAAAUAAAACAUCAACAAAGAAAAGCAGGAAAUCAACUUUCAGAGGAACACACACCUCCACAGAGGUGAAAAUGGCAUUAGCCAGCGGUCAAUGGCUGGAGAGAGAGAUGAGAGGAGAGGCCCCGAGUCCCAGACACGGCCACGCUGUAGCUGUGGCGGGAAACGUCGCCUUUCUGUUCGGAGGAGCCUCAAGCAUCAACCAAGAGGAGGACCUCCCUGUUUACUUCAAUGACUUCUACAUGCUGACAGUUUCUCCCGAAGAUUUGUUGUGGGAGGAGAUUCCUCAGAGCGGAGACGUCCCCUUGGCCAGAGAAGGUCACACUUUGAGUGUUGUGAAAGGGAAGCUGUUUCUGUUUGGAGGAGCAUCCAGACCCAACACAUCCGAGUGCCUCUCAGGAGUCUACAGCUUUGAUAUAGUGUCUCUGACUUGGGAUCGCUUGGUAGUCGGGGGCGUCUCCGUCAGAACCCUCAGACACAGCUCUGUGGCUGUGGGAGACAAUGUCUAUGUGUACGGAGGAAUCGUGGGAGGGAGUCCAACUGAUGACCUUUUGGUCUUCAACACAGUGUCUCUCACCUGGACACCCAUCAGAACUCACGGGUCUCUGCCUCCUGCCCUGUAUGGUCAGAGUUCAGCUCUUGUUGGAGAUCAGCUGUUCCUGUUUGGGGGUUAUGACGCUGGUGGAGACUUCUGUAAAGACCUCCAUGUUCUCAACACAGAGAGCUUGAUCUGGCAGAAAUGGGAGGUCAAAGGAGAAUCACCUGCAGCCUGUAGCGGACAAACACUGUCAGCUCACCAUGAUAAGGAUAUCUACCUGUUCGGAGGUAAAAGCACAAACGAGGACGGCACAGAGACGUCUUUGAACGACAUCCACAAACUCAGCAUCGCUAAGAUGAAGUGGAAGGUUCCUCUGUAUGUUGGGAUUCCUCCGGCCCGUCGACAUGAACACACAGCCUUCAUCCUCCACAGCCAUCUGUAUGUGUUUGGAGGGAAGAACGAGGAGCAGGAGUUUAAUGAUCUGAAGGUGAUGAAGCUCAUCAACCCUUCAGAGAGACAGCCAGUGAUGAAGGAGAUUCUGUCAGAGUUCGGUCUACAGGGCAUCAGCCACAGCUUCACUCCCACGAAGGUUCCCAAUGUCCGCUAUGAGCUGAGUGAGGCUGCUCCACCCAACCAGGCCAGGAGCACACCAACCAACGCACAGGUGUUUGUGCACAGAGAUUUCGGUGCAGUUCGAGAUCAGGCGAUGAAGAUGAUCCAGACUGCGUUCAGUCUGCUGGAUCAGGAGUUCCAGAAGCUCGACAGAGAAAAAUCUGAGUUGUCUAAAUCUGCUGCAGCUCUGAAGAGAGAGAGAGACACGCAUGGAGCUCAGAGACAACAACAGCAACAGGAGCUGCAGGAGAUGCUGGACAGACAUCGCUCCCAAAACGAGGCGUGGCUCCGAGCGAGAGCCGAGGAGAACGACCGAGAGAGGAGGGAGCUCUGCAGACUCAGAGAGGAGGUGCAGCAGGAGCAGGAGAGGCUGAAGGAGGAGCAGAGCAGCAUGCAGAAACGCAACGAGCAUCUCCUGUCCAUCAUGCAGCAGUUUAAAGGAAUGUGAGAUAGAUAGAUAGAUAGAUAGAUAGAUAGAUAGAUAGAUAGAUAGAUAGAUAGAUAGAUAGAUAGAUAG
Molecule: messenger RNA, 2143 nt
Organism: Notolabrus celidotus (New Zealand spotty)
Lineage: Eukaryota; Metazoa; Chordata; Actinopteri; Labriformes; Labridae
Product: rab9 effector protein with kelch motifs
Exons: 20
Coding region: 551-2074 (507 amino acids)
Molecular function (GO): protein binding
Source: RefSeq, a predicted model, not a curated record